This is a messenger RNA of Bactrocera dorsalis (oriental fruit fly), 1700 nucleotides long. RefSeq names its product venom serine protease. Gene Ontology annotation, biological process: proteolysis. The transcript has 5 exons. Gene Ontology annotation, molecular function: serine-type endopeptidase activity. Lineage: Eukaryota; Metazoa; Arthropoda; Insecta; Diptera; Tephritidae. The record is from RefSeq and is a predicted model, not a curated record. Bases 173 to 1435 code for a protein of 420 amino acids.
AGUGCAAGUGGAUGUUUUAUUAAGACUUAUAGGUUUUAGCUUUGACGUGAGAUUGUAGACCACAAGAUAAGCCACGGAAUUGGGGUAUAUGGAAGCUUUUUGGGGAACUGCUUUCAACAGCUAAGAGACGUUGACACUUUUGCUACAGUCGUCGUGUACAAUAAGUCUUGAGAUGGUGGCGUUGGUAUUUUCGCGAGGAUCAGUUAAUUUUCAGCAUUUUGUACUCUCAGUGCUUGCCCUGGCGGCUCGGCUGGCUACCGUCAAAACACAAAUGAGUUGCAUUACGCAGGACUAUUAUCUGCCUUCCAAUCAGCAGGUGUUCAAUAUAACUUCACCGAAUUAUCCAGGCGCCUACAGACCAGGCACGAAUUGCAGAUUUCGUUUAAUUGCGCCUUACGCGCAUGUGGUUGUGCUCAACUGCAUCUUCGAUGUGUACCCAAACGUAUGUGGCACGGAGUAUUUUUACAUAUCACGUGAUGGCGAUUUGGACUUCCGCGAGGGUGAAGCCUACUGCACCAAUACAAAUAUAGUGCGCAAUUCGUAUUUUCGUCCUAUGACCGUGGGUUAUUACUCGUCCUCACCGAGUACCAAUCAACAAGGUCGUUUCUUCUGCCAGGCAUAUGCACAGCGCCAGCCUUGCAAUUGUGGCUGGACCACACAGACGCGCAUCACUAACGGACAGGAAGCAACCAAACACGAGUAUCCUUCUAUGGUGGCUUUGCGAGACAUCGGCUCCUCUCAACAGAUCUUCUGCGGCGGCAGUAUUGUUAGUAAUCGCCACAUUAUGACGGCAGCGCAUUGUAUAAACGUACAGCCAGAUGCACGAAGGAUCAUCGCCUAUGUGGGUGAUCACGACCUAAGCAGCAACACCGAAUCUAUUUUUGCUGUACAACAUCGCAUCCAGCAGAUUAUCAUACAUCCGAAUUAUGCUUCGACGGCUAAUGGUGUUGUCAACGAUUUGGCUUUACUCAUCACGAUAGCACGCAUCGAAUGGUCACGUGGUGUUGGACCUAUCUGUCUGCCAUUACUGCAAUCCUCUGAUUUAUUCACCUACCGCACGGUAGAUGUGACUGGCUGGGGCACAACUUCAUUCGCCGGUCCCAAGUCGAACACGCUACAAAAGGUCGAGCUUAUGACUGUCGAGAAUAGCGCCUGCGAAACCCAGUUCAAUACCACCAUCACCGCCGCGCACAUUUGCACGCAUGAUUACCGGGGUUUGGGGCAGGACUCCUGUCAAUAUGACUCCGGCGGUCCGGUCAUACUGCGCCAACAGCAGCAGCUCUCUCAACCGUCACGCAUGUAUGCGCUCGGAGUUAUCAGUUAUGGUGGCACGUGCGGUUCGCGCUAUGCAGUGGGCGUGAAUACACGGAUCACUUCGUAUCUCCGCUGGAUCUGGAAUUAUUUGCAAAAUGUUGGCGGUGUGUGUGUGCCUUAGGCUCAUGAAUGCGAAUACUAAAUAGAUUUAUACAAUUGAGAUGUGAAAUAAAAGCUAAGGAAAGUAGUGAAAGUAUUCGAGAGAUAAUGGUCCGGUGGAGUGCUCGAGUUAACAGAGUAUUAAAAAUAUUUAUAACGCAUAUAUGUAAGAAAUCAUGAUUUAUAUAUUUUUUCUCCGAUUUUCUUAACACUCUUGCACUUUAUGCGAAGCCUAACAUCGAUCAAGAUUCCGGUUGACUAAAAAUAAUAUUUUUGAACUCGUUUUU